This is a messenger RNA of Molossus molossus (Pallas's mastiff bat), 3366 nucleotides long. RefSeq names its product solute carrier family 19 member 2 (gene SLC19A2). The record is from RefSeq and is a predicted model, not a curated record. Gene Ontology annotation, molecular function: vitamin transmembrane transporter activity. Gene Ontology annotation, biological process: vitamin transport; transmembrane transport. Gene Ontology annotation, cellular component: plasma membrane. Bases 68 to 1570 code for a protein of 500 amino acids. Lineage: Eukaryota; Metazoa; Chordata; Mammalia; Chiroptera; Molossidae. The transcript is spliced from 6 exons.
UGCAGUAGGCGGAGGUGGGAAGAGAGGAGUUGGGGGCCGGGCCGGGUCCCCGCCCCUCGCGCUCCGGAUGGAUGUGCCCGGCCCGGUGUCCCGGCGCGCGGCGGCGGCGGCGGCCACCAUGCUCCUGCGCACGGCUCGGGUGCCCCGCGAGGGCUGGCUCUUGCCCACCGCGCUGCUCUGCGCCUAUGGCUUCUUUGCCAGCCUCAGGCCGUCCGAGCCCUUCCUGACGCCCUACCUGCUGGGGCCCGACAAGAACCUGACGGAGCGGGAGGUCUUCAAUGAAAUUUAUCCAGUGUGGACUUACUCUUACCUGGUGCUGCUGUUUCCCGUGUUCCUCGCCACAGACUACCUCCGGUACAAACCCGUCGUUCUGCUGCAGGGGCUCAGCCUUAUUGUCACGUGGUUCAUGCUACUCUAUGCCCAGGGACUGCUGGCCAUUCAGUUCCUGGAAUUCUUCUAUGGCAUGGCCACAGCCACUGAAAUCGCCUACUAUUCUUACAUCUACAGUGUGGUGGACCUGAGCAGGUACCAGAAAGUCACAAGUUACAGCCGAACUGCCACCUUGGUGGGCUUCACAGUGGGCUCUGUCCUUGGACAGAUCCUCGUCUCAGUGGCAGGUUGGUCCCUGUUCAGCCUGAAUGUCAUCUCUCUUACCUGUGUUUCUGUGGCUUUUGCCGUGGCCUGGUUUCUGCCUAUGCCACAGAAGAGCCUGUUUUUUCAUCACGUUCAUUCCACCUGCCAGGGAGUGAAUGGUAUCAAGAUACAAAACGGUGGUGUUGUGACUGACACCUCAGCUUCUAACCACCUUCCCGGGUGGGAAGACGUUGAGUCAAAAAUUCCUCUGCAUGUGGAAGAGCCUCCCAUGGAGGAGCUGGAGCCCCAGCCAGACCGUCUCCUUGUGCUGAAAGUCCUGUGGAAUGACUUCUUGAUGUGCUACUCCUCUCGCCCUCUGCUCUGCUGGUCGGUGUGGUGGGCCCUGUCCACCUGUGGCUAUUUUCAAGUCAUCAACUACACACAGGGCCUGUGGGAGCAGGUGAUGCCUUCCCGCCACGCUGCUAUCUCCGCUGUCUAUAACGGAGGUGUGGAGGCCGUUUCAACCUUGCUGGGUGCUGUUGCCGUUUUUGCAGUUGGUUACAUAAAAAUAUCCUGGUCCACUUGGGGAGAGAUGACACUGUCUCUGUGCUCGCUCCUGAUUGCGGCCACAGUGUACAUCAUGGACACUGUGGGUAACAUCUGGGUGUGCUACGCGUCCUAUGUUGUCUUCAGAAUCAUCUACAUGUUACUCAUCACUAUAGCCACUUUUCAGAUCGCCGCCAACCUCAGCAUGGAGCGCUACGCCCUGGUGUUCGGUGUCAACACCUUCAUUGCGUUGGCCCUGCAGACACUGCUCACGCUCAUUGUGGUCGACGCCAGCGGCCUGGGCUUGGAUAUCACCACUCAGUUCCUGAUCUACGCAGGAUAUUUCGCCCUCAUCGCCGUGGUUUUCCUGGCCAAUGGUAUAGUCACCAUAAUGAAGAAAUAUACAAAGCAGGAAGAGCCAGAGUCAGGUUCUCAAGUAACCACUUCAUAAGACACUGCUGACAAGCUGCUGCUUAUAGCAAGAACUCCACACAGCCACGGUCCCUGGAUGUAUUUAAUUUUUUAAGGUGUAGACAUAUAUUUAUGAAUGUGCAUUUCAUGGCUUCAAAGCAGCCAAUUGACUAUACCUGUGUUCCUAGAGUAACAGUCAUGUUCAGAGGAGCAGAAGGAAAGUUUAUUUAUAAGGAUGAUGUUUUUCUGAUUCAAAGGUGAACUUGAUUUUGAAAACCCAGUUAUCACGAGCAGUCAAGCAGCACACGGGCUUGUAUGCUUGACAGCUAGUGAACUGGGUGUGUCAUAGGUCAAGCACUUCUGUAUCUGAUCAGCCAGAAGCUUGGCCCGGAGGGACCAGGGCUUCCCAGGGGCCACAAGAUGUUACCGGUCAAGAUAGAGCUAUGUUGUCACAGCACCUGCCUCUGUUCAGUUUAGUUCUUGUUUUGUGUUACUCAAGUGCAUUUGUUUCUACAGAUGAAAGUUGUUCCUGCCACAGGCAGUAUUUGCUCUGGUUUGGUGUGCUGUUCUAUAAGGAGUGUGUGUCAUUUCUAACAAGCUGUGUUUAAAAUUCAUGGUUUGAAUGUUCUCUGUUCCCUUCUUGCCAGUUACGUACUUGUGUAGAUUUUGUUGGAGACACGCUUGCAUUAUUCAUAUGCUUCCCAGAGAAGCUCAUGUAGUUAGAAAGUAAGGCAAGUUUUGAAGCCUGCUCUGAGUGAAGAGACCUCAUCGGAAAAUGGAGGUAGAUUUCCUCAUCUUUCAUUCUUCAGUAGGAAGGACUGUUUAUUCCAGGAUGAAAAGUUAGAAUGUGGGCUAAAGACACCACCAGCCCACUGCACAUUUGCAUCCCUUUUAUUUACAAAAUAAGAUGGAAAAGUCCUUUUUAAAAAAUAGCUUCAUCUCCAUUUAUAACUUUUAUAUUUGUCCUUAUCUGAAAUAAAGGUGUCAUUGGGAGUUGGCUUAUGCCAAGCCCUUUUUCACAAACUGAGCCUCUUUUUGGUAAUUUCACUGGGACAGGAACCAGGACAGACACGAUUCCUGCAUUUUGUACAUUAAAUCUGCCUUUGCUUCUAAGCGUGGAUCAUCUUGAACACUUGCUUAAAAAUAACAACUGCUAGUGAUUCCAUUUCCAAGGUACUUGAAAAAAGAUUCUGUAUACAUUUAAUCCUCAAACCAGCCUACUUACCAAGUGGCUGCAAGAACAUGUGAGACAUGAAAAGUAUUUUAAAGCCAACUGUGUUGCCUUAUCUUGAAAAGAAGCUAGGUAGCUGCCUUCAACUGGGGAGGGGGCAGGUUAAUAUUUUUAGAAUGACACAGCUAAACAGUGAAUAAUAGUGUCAUGAUUAUAAAAUUGACAUAUUUAUUUGGUUUAAGUGGGAACUCUAGAAGCAAAUGAAUAGGAUAAGAAUAGGUCGUUUUCCAUUCAACUUCUUUUUGGAUGUAGGGAAAGGAAAAGGACACUAGCUAAGGGAGGGAAGGGGAUGUGAUGUCAUAAAUGUAGCAGCCUCUAAUUUUGUAUUUUACCUUUUAUUUUAUUUUGCUAUAUAGGGAAUUGUUUAUUCAGAAACAUAGAAAAGCGGUCUUUGAGGAAUUUUAUUUAAAAUUUUUAAAUAAAAUGGACUGUGGUACAAUCAAAUUGUUCACAUCACCAAAGCAUCAUUUCCCUGGAAUGUAACCCGCAGUCUGUGGCACGCCACUGGAGCCGGUACCUAGGACGGCCGUGCACAGCCUGGUGGGCGGCCAUGUUUGUAGAAAGCUCAACCUGAUUCGCAAGUUGUACUGUAUGCACCAUUGCAA